This is a messenger RNA of Penicillium malachiteum, 798 nucleotides long. RefSeq lists its product as uncharacterized. The record is from RefSeq and is a predicted model, not a curated record. The coding region runs from base 1 to 798 and encodes 265 amino acids. The transcript has 4 exons. NCBI's taxonomy places the organism in Eukaryota, Fungi, Ascomycota, Eurotiomycetes, Eurotiales, Aspergillaceae.
AUGGCUUCAAGUUCUUCUAAAGAUUACGUCUUCACUAGAGACUAUCUAGACAACAACCGCAUCAAUUUACAACACUCUCUCUCUGUGCAGCUUUUUGGAUAUCAUAUCCACCAAUCUAUUCCAACUCCAACAGGAAAUUCGAGCAUUGCAGACGUCGGAACGGGUACAGGCAAGCUUCCAAGCUCAGCCCGCUUGGAUGGAUUGGACAUCUUUUUGGAUGCUGCACCACUGCCAGAGUUGCUUCCACAGAAUGUUAAUUUACGUCUGUGGAAUAUCAAAGAUGAUGUUCCAGAGGACUUAGUUGGUGUCUACGAUGUGGUUCAUGUCCGAUUUUUCGCAUUUGUCUUGCAGCAGCCGGACCUCGAAAAUGUUAUUGAUAAUUUGGCUAAACUUCUCAAGCCAGGCGGCUAUCUUCAAUGGACGGAUAUGGACGUGUCCUCAAUUCGACUUGAGAAGAUUAAGCCUGAUAUCGAAGCUGACGCGCAGCUCACGUUGAUGAAAUUAUUUCAGGGGAAUGAAGAUCGACUUCAACCAGCUUGGGUUCCUGAACUGCCAGAAUUACUGACGAGAAAAGGAUUUGCCGACGUUGAAAGUGACGCCAAAGAGUGUCAGCCAUACCUGGCCUUGGCCUUUCACGAAUGUGGGCUACUAGCUACUGAGGUCCUUGCGAGAAACAAGGAGGGUGAAAAAGAUGGAGUAGGUCUGCUCAAGCAAGUGCUAGAUCAGGCUGCGAAGGAGACUCGUCAUGGAUCGAACUUGGCCUUCACCAGAUAUACUUUCAUUGGUCGGAAACAGUGA